GGGGACUGCCAGGACCCGACGGUGGCUGCUUCUUCCUGGCAGGAACUACUUCACUGAUGGCCACUGGGAGCAGAAAGCAAAGGUAGCAAAUUAAUCUCUGCAAUUCUACUUACUAGCAGAGAAAUGGUAAAGGUGGAUGGGGAUAAGGUUCUGCAUUAAAGCAGCAGCAGCCGCUGCCGCCGCCAAUCUAACAGGAACUCCGCCUCGAGAGAACUCCUCUUUGCCCAUUCCACCUGUGCUGGACUCUUCUCGUGUGCCAUGGCCAAAGGAAAAGGGAAGGGGCCCAAAGGGAAGAAGGUCACCUUGAAAGUGGCCAAGAACUGCAUCAAGAUCACCUUUGACGGGAAGCACCGCUUGGACCUCAGCAAAAUGGGCAUCACCACCUUCCCCAGGUGCAUCCUCAAGCUGGCUGACGUGGACGAGUUGGAUCUCAGCAGGAACAUGCUCAAGAAGAUCCCAGACUCGAUCGACAAGUUCCAGAACCUCCGCUGGCUCGACUUGCACAGCAACCAGAUUGAAAAGCUGCCCGAAACCAUCGGCAACUUACAGUCCCUCGUCUUCCUGAACCUCUGCAACAACAAACUGACGGCCAGGAGCCUGCCGAUGGAGCUGAACCAGCUCAAGAUCCUCCGGAACCUAAACCUGGGCCUGAACCACAUCGACAACCUCCCCACCACUCUGGGGGCCCUCAAAGAGCUCCAGGAAGUCGGGGUCUUUGACAACUUGCUGACCACGAUCCCAAACAGCAUCAAAAAGCUCCCCAAGCUGAAGAAGCUGAACACCAAGAGGAACCCCUUCCCGGGGCCCACAGAAGAGGAGCAAUUCAUCGACAGCAUCAAGCGGCUGGAGAGCCUGUACGUGGUGGACGAGAAAGACCUUUGCUUCUCCUGCCUGAGGAAGUGCCAAGAAGAGCGGGACAAGGUGAACAAGCUGAAGAACACGGUGCCCGCCCCGCUCCGCAAGCCAAACUUCUCGAGCCUCAUGACGCCCAACUCUCUGGCCAAGGACAACCAAGCGGAAUGGAGAUGAAGGGAGGCAGGCAGAGGCCCAGGGCUUUGGCAUCCGGCCCUUGUAAACAAUCCCAAACAAUAAACAGGCUCCUGACAGCACUGAAAGAGGAACCAACUCUUCUGGGCAUCCCUUGUCAACCUGGCAAACAAAACUCUGUCCCCACAUGGACCUCUGUUGAUUGUGCAAAAGGCAAGGGGGGUGGGGGUGGGGGGUGGGGGCUCUGAGUAGCUUCUGUCUCAGGAUCAGCCAGACGGCCAGUUCUGGCAACACUGCACUUCAGUCAAGGGCAGACCUCAACAAGCUAGGAGAGAGGAGAGCUCUUGCGCCCAGGCACGCCUGCCCGUUCCUUGGGCUUCGACACAACUGAGCCCAGAGCCUGGCCGUGCCUCAGUGUGCGUUCACAGCCACUGCAGGCAUAUGCUGCCCUUCCAUCUGCAUGCAGACAUGAGCACAAAUAAACACACACACACACACCAUGUCUGCCUGAACGGGAACUAAUGUAGCCUUCGCAGCAGCGAGUUACUUAGGUGCUGUAGUGCGUGCAUGCACAUAUGACAUUGCUGGGUGAGAGCCUGAUUGGCAGAUGCACAUUCCACUCUUCUCAGUGAAGAGAGGCAGUGCCCACAGGCACAUAGAGGAGGCCAGGAGACCUCCCUCAUUGCCACAGGAACCCUGAGAGUGAGGGAUCCCCUGUAUCCUGGCGGCUGUUCUAAGGGAGUCCAUUGCAAACUAUUUUAGGAAUCUUUUUUAGGAAUCGGUUAUACCUCUAACUUGUGAGUUCACAUUAUUCAAAAACUUAAGUUUAAAAGGCAAAGGUAAUAAAAGGUGACAUAUCGGCUA
Molecule: messenger RNA, 1851 nt
Organism: Sphaerodactylus townsendi
Lineage: Eukaryota; Metazoa; Chordata; Lepidosauria; Squamata; Sphaerodactylidae
Gene: LRRC18
Product: leucine rich repeat containing 18
Exons: 2
Coding region: 259-1029 (256 amino acids)
Molecular function (GO): protein binding
Source: RefSeq, a predicted model, not a curated record